CUUAGUCAGAAGGGUGAGGUGGUGGUUGCAGGUACUACUCUCAAGUGGUUGAGAUUUGUCCAUUUCCAAAACGGAGUUCUUGAUCCACAUUUUGAGGUGGUGAAGGAAGCUCUACUGACAACAGUCAAAGAGGCAGUGAGAGAGAAAUGGAGUGAGGAGAUGAAUGGUGCUUGGAGUGAAGCCUAUGAUCAGAUGGCUGCAGCCAUCAAGGCUGAGAUGAAGAAAAUAUCUGCUCAACUUUUUCAAACCCCUCUAAAUUUGGUGCAAAUAUAUUCAUAA
Messenger RNA from Ilex paraguariensis (yerba mate), 279 nucleotides. Lineage: Eukaryota; Viridiplantae; Streptophyta; Magnoliopsida; Aquifoliales; Aquifoliaceae. The record is from the annotation of a GenBank genome assembly.